AUACAAUUAUGUCCAAGAUAGGAAUUUGAGCAAAAUGUCAUCGGAAUUAUAAUCAAGACGAAGGCACUACAGCUGAGUGGACAAAGGCUGUCAGUGAUAUUUGUGCUUUCGGCGCGGGCGCUCGUUUCCGCCAUGUUGCUCGCCCUCCUUGCGAUCGCGUGCGUGUGCGCCGCGGCCGACAACUACACCAACCUCAAACCUAAUACCACGAUCGACCAAACACUUCUCAACAGACUCUCCACACUCUUCGAUACCAACCGGACUUUAGACAGACACGACCUCGCUCUUCUUAAUAGAACUGCGCAAACGUUAGGAAUAGAAAAGGAAGUAGUUGAACAAAUAAGUGAAUUGAUUAAAAACAAUGGCACGGUCGAGUCGAGGAUUUUGAGCAGACUGUCAGAAGAAGCUAAGGGCAAUCACAACCCCUAUAAGGAAGAAACAGGAAAGGAUAAGUUAGUGCCGAUCGACGAGUCUCCUGAUUAUGCUUCGUCGGUGGUGUUGGCCAGUGACCUGCUGUCUCUGACGAGCGCUGUGGCGAGCGUACAGGAGACGGUCUGCAGAGAGCAGGGUUACCGGUUUCUGGAUGGUCUGCUCUUGAACAAAAGAUGGGCUUUGCGAAUGUUCGACGCGUCGGCAAAAUCUCCUCAAGGCCUGCUGUUCGGCUCGUCCUACCACCUCGGAAACUUCGACGAGUGCGUCGCCAUCGACGACUCCACGGAUGGCGGGAUCACCGUCGAGGGGCAAUACUGUUUGGCGACCAUCAAGUGGCCGAAGAAGCACAAAGCGAAAAAGGUUCGAACCGGCCGUGGAGAGACCCUCCGCUGGGCGGUGUGCGUGCCCAGCGCUUGCAGUGCCAAUGCCAUUAAUAGCUUCGUGUCCAGCGUCCUCUCUCAUACGGUCGGAAAUAGGACCAGUGUUCAAGUCACCGAGAGAGACUGCUACUCUCGAAGACCGUUGACCGUCACAUCUUUGGACAUCGCCUUUUUGGCAGUUAUCCUAUUCUUCGCAGCCAUCUUGCUCUUCAGCACAAUCUACGAGUUCUACAAGAUCAAAUGGGGUGUGAACAAGACUUCGGUAGUCCAUGAUUUGGUUGUAUCCUUCUCCGUCAUCCAUAAUGUGAAGAAACUGAUAUCGUGCAAGCAGAAUCACACGCUGGGCUUGGAGUGCGUGACGGGCAUCAAGACUUUGGCCAUGGUGUUCAUCAUAGCUGGGCAUGCGUGUUUGUUUAUUGCCAGUGGACCUGUGAUGGAUGCUGAGGCGUGGGACCGGUUGGUGCGUCACCCAGCGGACGCGUUCAUGUUAAACAAUUCCCUGUUGGUGGAUACUUUCCUGUUCCUGAGCGCGUUCCUAUUCUGCCGGCUCCUACUGAUCGAGCUGGACAAGAGGGAUGGCAGGCUCAACGUCAUACCGAUAUUGAUCUUCCGGUACAUUAGAGUAACUCCCGCGUACAUCGUGGUGAUUCUGUUCUACAUGACGUGGCUGCCAAAGAUCGGAGAGGGGCCUCUGUGGGAAGACAGGAUGCAGCUGGAGCAGGAGCGAUGUAUGACGUCCUGGUGGGCGAACAUUCUGUAUAUCAAUAACUAUGUCAACACUGAUCAUCUGUGCAUGUUCCAAUCGUGGUACCUAUCCGUGGACACUCAGCUAUUCUUCGUGGCACCUAUCUUCAUCUUCAGUCUGUGGCGCUGGCGCCGCGUCGGACCUAUCGUCCUCUCCAUCUGCAUUUUCGUUUCCGUUAUCAUUCCUGCUGUUAUCACGUAUAAGGACAAUCUGGAUCCCACCUUGUUGUUCUAUGCCAAAGAAUUUACUGACAUCGUAUCUAACUUCUACUUCAAGACGCAAUAUGUCAAGACCCACAUGAAACUGACUACGUACUUCAUGGGUUUGCUUACUGGUUACAUAUUGCACAGGAUACAGAAAAAAGAUUACAAAUUCUCUCGUAUCUUCAAAGUGUUCGCAUGGACAACAAGCAUAAUCCUCGGGACGGUGACCACGUUCACCGUGUCAGUAUUCUACCAGGAUUGGUACGAAUACAACAAUAUCGAAGCUGCCGCGUACAUCUCCUUGCAUAAGGUCGCGUGGGGCAUCGCCAACGGGUGGCUGGUCACUGCUUGUGCUACUGGCAAUGGAGGUUAUCUCGGCAAAUUGCUGUCAUGGAAGUUCCUCGUACCGCUCUCUCGGCUUACUUUCUGUGCUUACCUCGUCAAUGGAGUCGUCGAGUUGUACUAUGUAGGGCAGCUGAGGCAUCCACUACAUAUAACAUUCUUCACUGUGGUAGCUAAUGCCAUAUCCCACAUAAUACUGACGUUCUUUUUGGCUACGCUUCUUUGCCUGAGCUUCGAGUCACCCAUUCAUGGAAUCGAGAAAAUUCUUCUCAGAAUGUUUGCUCGGCCAGUUUUAAGUGACAACGCUAUGAGAAACCAACAGGACCAGAUAUCGAGAAACACUAGUCAAAGCAAAUUAGAAACGUAGCAGUAGUUAAUGUAUAAAUUAAUUAAAUUAAUAAUCGAAUGACGAACGGAGUGUUGCGCCAGAGAAAAAGCCGCAAGCAAAGUGUCAGAGCAUUGUAAGCUACAAGCAUCAUGAAGAUACUACUUUGGUUACUCGUAUAUGAGAGUUUAACAACGCCAAUCGCGUUAACGCGGCGGGGCACAGCACGCCAAUGAUGUCAAAGACAAAUGUUACUUUGAAAGAGACCUAAUAGAAAUGAGUUUUGCCGAUCGAUUUGUAAAAAAAUAUAAGUAAGUAAUUAAAUUAGGUUGCCUCAUGUCGCGGCGGUUUUGACGUCUGGAAGAGACGUUAUGUAGUUACGUAAACAACUUAAGUAACGCCCUUCUUGCAAAUUUACAUAAUAAACAUAAUAUAGAAUUAAAACUCUAAAAAUGAACAUUAAAUUAUACUUGGACAGCAUUAAUUAAAUUUCUUAACUAAGUAUCUCAUGAAUAAGAAACUUUACAUUAUAAUACUAAUUUAAAAUAUGGAAGGGCUUUAGCUAAGCUUUUUACUUACGAAUCAAGUAUGUAAGUGAUAAUUUAUAUUUUUAUACGGUGAUUGGAUGCUAACCAAUCCAAAACUCAUUUUAUAUAAAUUAUUAGUCGUAAAAUUUGUUACCUUCGCUGUAUAAAUUAAAAAGGUAUUAUUAGCUAAUAUUUUAUAGUCUGAACGUGAGCCCCGAGAAAGUUUAAGGGCCGCUCUGCUUGUGCCCCCCACAUGCGUGCUGUUGUUGCACGGCGCGGGGCACCAACCCAACUAUCUAUAGUCCGAUUUUUUUUUUGCAUUAGAUAGAAGGUAAGCGAUUUAACUUGUCUUUUUAUUGAAAAACACUUUUGAAAAAUAAGUCAUGGCAAAUUUGUAACAAUUAUAAAUCAUAUACGACCAUUUACACUAUUUUACUCUCGUAAGUAAAACCCAGUUACUUCCUGAUUUUUAAAAAACCGUUUUUCAAUAAAAAUACAUGUCAAGAUUGUUUGCCUUUUUCUAACGCUAAGAAAGACUAUGCCGCUUAUCGAAAAUGCUCGAGUUUCGUGUGCGGACUGUAAACUAGAUUUAGGCUUUGGUUUCAUUUGAUAGUAUUAAAUAUUGGAUUCAAAGUAUGUAACAAGUAAAAUGCUGUAAGCGAGAGUAUUUAUACAAAAUGGAACACGUAAAUAAGAUAAUAAGUAAGAAUCGAGGUGUAGGCUUAAACACGGAAUGGUACUUUUAGACGGCUUUAUAGUAGACUAGUAUUCGUAUGUACCUAAGUACCUGUGACUCUAUUGUGUUCUACGAACAUUCUCAUGUUUUAAUUUAUUUAAAUCUUGGUAUAUAAAUAUUGUUUGUUUUGCACCUGUUGGCAAACCUAAAUCAAUAAUUAAAUAUCGGCCAAGAACAUGUUGGGCCAUGCUCAGUAUAGGGUUCCGUAGUUACCUAUCCGCCGCAAUAAGCUCAACUGGAGCUAUUAGUAUAGUAGAUUGCUAAUCAAGGGAUGAAAUGGUACCUUUCACCCGAGUAAAACAAAUGGGCAAAUUUGCAUAAUCAGUACCUAAUUAAAGUAAUAGACGUAUGGCCAUGAUUUGUUCCUUUGGACCUGCUUUCGACUUACUUGCAAUCGGAGACUUUGCAUGUCUAAAGAUAAAUAUCCCAUAAAAAAAAUGUAGACGAAAAAACACACAUUUUAGUAAACUGCGGUAAGUUUAAAAUGAUUUUUAUCAUUAAAGCAUGAAAAAGUAAAGUAUAGCAAUAAGUCCUAAACAUAAUGCAUUGUACAUGAGUGCAAUAAACGAAUAUGAAUAUGAAUAUUAAAUUAGCGGGAUUGCUUCUUACUUUUUAUUGGAGUGGUCAACUUCACGGGCCUCUAAAACUACCAAUAGUCAACGGCAUUACUCAUACAGUCAAUGAAACUGUUUUAGAGAAAUUAAAUAUUAAAUAAAAAUAGAAUGAGUAAAAUAAGAAAUUUUUAUCUUAAAUUUUAGUUUAAUUACAUGAAUAAUGCCAAAUAACUUUAACAACCCAUUUAAUCUUGUAAUAACGUUUAACUGUGGAUGUUACGUCUUUUUACUAUGUCGGGGAGACUUUUUGUGAUAUCUCAAAAACAGCUAAACUGAUAAUAUCCGCUAUAGGUUUCAUUCGAUGUAUUUAAUAAGCUCUAUGAUUUUUUCAUAUUUUUGGACCUUGGGUUCUAAAGUUAGAGGGAGGGGAACACAUUUUUUUCCUUUCGGAGCGAUUAUCUCCGAAUAUAUUCACUUUAUCAAAAAAUGUUUGUUGAAGACCCCUAUUAGACCCGUAUAGACCUUUCCAAAAAUACCCCACACUGUAGGGUUGAAGAAAAAAAAAAACACCUCCACUUUACGUGAAAUUGUUAGAUUUGAUUGUACGUCUUUGACGGCUUUCUUGAGUUAUAUAUCCAUGCCAAAUUGCAGCUCGCUAGCACGAGCAAAGCCUCGGACAGACGGACAUGGCAAAACUAUAAGGGUUUCUAGUUGACUACAGAACCCUAAAAAACGCCUACUUGCAUGUAUACCUACAGGGUGUAUAUUUCAUAUAACUGCAAAUUUAACCUAGACGUAGGUUUUAGUGCUAGAAAUCAAUACUGUUUUUUUUUUUUUUUAGUUUAGAUUUACUACCGGAGUAUAAUUAAUUUUUGAAUAUAUUUCGCGCGGCAAUGUAUUUCGUACAUCAUGGUCACUAAUGACGUCGUGUCAUUAAAUGCGAAGUUUUGAGUUAAAACUAAGUACGUAACGAUAUAUGCUUGCUGAACAAUGUUAUAUGGAAAAAUAAACGUCGUCCAUUUUUUACAAAACCUAUGAAAGUGUGUUUAUUAAAGUCUAAACGAACUACCCUUUGAUUAUGCGAUCGUAUCAUAAAUACACGCUGUACACAUUAGAUAGCCGGUACUGAUACCUGUACGAUUGUUAAAGGUAGAUGUCCGAGGUUUAUAACUAUUGCAAAAUUCUAUAAUUCUGUAUUGGGUUAUUCUUCUAUGUACGUGGAUAUUUUAUAUUGUAAAUUAGGCGUGUUGACGCGUCUGCCACUACAACUAGACACACAUAGUUUGACUAAAUCUAAUUUUAAAACGAGUAUUAAGGCCAACUUAAUGAACGGCGGUAACAGUAUAAUGACUGGGUUAAGAAUAUCUGUCGUAAAUCACCCUCUAAUUCCCAUUACGUUGACAAUUUCUUACGGAAUCCUCCCCUAGGGUUCUCAUGAAUAUUCAUUAUUUCCUCAUACACGACCGCAAAAGUCGAUUUAAGGCCGCCCGUCGCGCUAAACUAUGUUUUUCUAUACAAAGUUUGUUUAGGAUGUUUUAUUACAUUCUUCUAAAAAUAUCUAAGGAGCAUGUCAGUUUUCUUAAAUUAAGCGUCAAAGUAUUGUUACAGAAUUGUUAAUAGAAGGUUACCAGUUACCAAAAAUAAACUUUAUAAGAAAUAUGUUAUCAAAAGAAUGUUCAUUGAAACCAAACAGAAAUAUGCGAAGUUUUGCGAUAUCUGAUAUUUUGUAUAUAAUCGGCUAAUAUAAUAUUUGUAUUUAUAUUUAAACCUGUAAAAAAUUGAUAUGAUUGGAAAUACGAAAACACAAAAAUGCAAAAUCAUGUAAAGAUUAGCUUACACGAGGUCUCGGCUUCGUUUAAAAAUUAAAAUUCUCUUUAUUAAUAACAAAACUUCCGUGAGACACAGAUAUAUUAAAUAUGUUAAAACGGGUCACUCACGUAUUUUAAGUCGAAAACGGUCGUCGUCGUCGUGAUUUUAAGUGAAAAAUGUCGAGCGUUUUCGACUUAAAAUACGUGAGUGACCUGUUCUAACAUAUUUAACAAUUCUCUUUAUUGCACAACUUCAAAAUAAAAUUACAAAGAAACACACAUAAUACUUAUAGACAUGGGUAAACAGCGGGCGGUUUUAUCGCAAUAGAGUGAUAUCUCUCAGACAACUUUUAGGUAGUAGAGAAAAUUAUAAUACUAACUAUUUAGAAGUUGCAAAACACUAAAUUGAAUUAAAUUGAUGAAAGUGUGUUCCAACCACUUCGUAUAAAUAAAUACAUAUAUUAUUAAUAAUGUUUUUGGUUUAUAUAGUAAUUAUAUUUGCUCAAAUUAGGUUUUUAAGAGAAAUAUUGUUAUUAUAGAUGUGAUCACAUAAUAAACAAGUUACCAAUGUAAUUUAUGAAAGUAUUUUUCUUAAAAUCAUUUAAUUGAUUUUGGAGUAGAUACAAAGAUUUAUUCCAUCUCUACUAAAUACGUUAAUGUUAAGAGGAAAUAUAAAAAGUCAUUCUGAUAAAAAAUUAUAACUAGAAAUAAGCCCUAUGUCCCGUUCCGACUGUCACCUGAUCCAAUUCCAAAUGUGCUACAGCUAGCGAUAUUUGCUGAACCAGGAAAGAGCCGGCACGGGGGUAGCUGCCCCUAUCUCUCAAACGCCGCCCCAAAGACUAAUAAGUUUUUUUGGCCUCCACACACCAAGGCCCCGCAGUUUCUAUAGCGACCGGAACAAAGUCGUAAUUUUGGAGUUAAAUUUAUUUCUGUUCUCUUUGUACGGUCAGCAGCAAUAACGUGUUUCGGUGGCUGCCAUUCCUCAAUCCACCAACGGAGCAGCAGCUGACUUCCACGAGAGUGCAACAUACUUAGCGCUUAACCACUAUACGAGUUAUCGCCCGGGAGGCGAUUGGGCAUGGAAUCUGUUCCUGGCUCGUGAGCUAACAAAAGUAUGCGGGAUGGAGUGUAGUUGGGGACGAAAUUGCAGUGCCCUCAUUUAGCUGGCCAACAUCAUAAGAGUUAUUAACACUUUUCCAGGUAUAGUACGAUUUACCGACCACAUCAUAUGCGUCAAUAAAAUUUCAUCAUUAACGGGAGUAACGGGUGAUAACCAAAAAAUUGAAUUAUUUCAGAGCUGUGAAAAAAUUACUCAUAUAACUUUUUUCGAUACUUUGUUCUUAAUAGGCAACAAAAACAAAAAAAGAUAAUAAAGCUCUAUAUUCUUGUGGGGCUUGUUUUCCUCUUUUUAGUGUGCAGUCGGGUUUUUUUUUUAUAAUAAUUAAUUAUACACUUAACUAGGUACUCAAACAGCCACAAAAACUAUCAAUCAGCAGGACUUUCUUACAUAUAAAUGAUAUGUUAUUGGAGUCCUGGAAUUGUAAUGUACAGUCGCCAACAAAUAUUAUAUUGGAGUGGCCAUGGUGCUCACAAAUAUCUGAACUCGUCUCUAUUGUCAACGCGUUAGAGUGCGUGUUGAGAUAUUUUUGAGCACCUCGGCUGCUCCGAUAUUACUGAUGGCGACUGUAUGUCUGCUCAAACUUGUCCAUAAUACUUGUGUUUGAUAUUGCCUGGUAUUGUAGAAUCAUUGCUAGUAUAGUAUCGACCACUUCCAGGUAUAUCAGUUUUUCUAAAAGGAAAAUAACUUUCGUCAUCCAAACUGAAUGAUUUCCCUUUGUAAUUUCGAGUCAUCUAGCGUCACUGAGACAUAAUGGUCGAUUUUUAUUUGUACGUUUGGCACACUUAAAAAAAUUGGCGGUAUCUCGUUGGCUCAUGGAAUUCCUAUUAUUAAAAGUGCUUUGGAAUAAAUUCAGGCUUGCCUUGGUUAUUAUAUUCGCUGGCCAGCCACUACCACAUGCAGAGAUUCUUGUUUUGACUCUAUUUUAACAAAACAAAUGUCUGAAACUCUUUGUGAUGGGGAAAAAAUGUUAAACUCGCGACAGGUCACGUGACCGACAGAUUCGUCACAUUGAAAAUUCGUAAGACGGACACGUGACCUGAUCGAAAAACUCCAUGAUGGUUCUAGUAAUGAUGAUGGUGUAAGAGUCGUUGAAAUUCUGCAUGGAAGUUGAUUUUUCUGAGAGAUAAACUUUUUAAUGUUUAAUAAUUGUAAUAAUUCUGGAGUGUUAAAUUUUUUAUGUAAUAUAAAUUGUCAUGAUUGUGUAUGAUAGCGCAAUAUUGUAUUUUACCACAUAUAUGAUACGAGUAGUACUUUUAGACUGAUAAUUAAAGCAAUUCGUGCAAAAUUAUUCCCUAACCAUUCCAAAAUAUCAAAAAUGCACAACGUUAAUAAGUUUCACUUCUGGCGGCACUGCCGGAGUGAAACCCGUUGUUUUUUUUUUGUUAUAACCAGUUAGCAAUCCGAUUUUAGAUUAAAAUAUUUGGAUAUUUUGGAAAAACCGUGUAGAUUGGUGCUGCCUGGAAAAGGGUAAUCAUGGCUUUCUUAAUCAUUCACAUUACUUGUAACUAGGUACAAAGCGGCCCUAGAAUCAAAUUAUUCGAAUGUAUAUCUUAAUAGACACAAUUAGCAUCAAAAACAACGCGUCAAAAUUAUCUUCCAUUCUUUAAUAGUUUAACAGAUAUAAAUUUGCUCCUGUACUUAGAACAAUUAGUUUGUGAGAGAUAGAACGAAAUAUUAUCUGUAUUGAAUAAAAAAAAAACAAGGAUGACAGGAAAUUUUGAAGCAUUGUUUCCGCGUCCUACUCCUAUUAUCUAAACAUACUUUUCUCAAUAAGAUAAUAGAAGUUAUAUUUUAAAAUGUAUACUUGUUCUGUUUCAAUCUAUUUAAUAGACAAAUAUAGUUGUUGAAAAUUAAAA
Cydia pomonella (codling moth) is the source of this 9028-nucleotide messenger RNA. Its product is annotated as nose resistant to fluoxetine protein 6-like. NCBI's taxonomy places the organism in Eukaryota, Metazoa, Arthropoda, Insecta, Lepidoptera, Tortricidae. The record is from RefSeq and is a predicted model, not a curated record. Gene Ontology annotation, molecular function: acyltransferase activity, transferring groups other than amino-acyl groups. Bases 133 to 2469 code for a protein of 778 amino acids. The transcript is spliced from 12 exons.